Darwinula stevensoni is the source of this 1464-nucleotide messenger RNA. Lineage: Eukaryota; Metazoa; Arthropoda; Ostracoda; Podocopida; Darwinulidae. The record is from the annotation of a GenBank genome assembly.
AUGGGACGGGCCAGGAUUGCUGCUCGAUCCCUGGUGACUCUCCUCGGGUUGGGCCAGGAGAAGAGCGAUGAAAGCCAAGUAUCCUUUCAUGGCGGAGCGUUUCGUCUUCCUCGUUCCCCAGCAGAAGUAGUUCUGAUGUGCGAGGGAGGCCUGAGGGAAGCUUCGCAUCGGUACAGUAGGGUCAAUAAAACGGUAUCCUCUCAGCCGACAAAAGAUCUGCUGAGAAACCGACUCCUUCAAGUCGCGGCACGUAGGAGACGCACCAUCCUUCCCACCAAACCUUUUGAGCUUAGUAAGAGGAGAGCCUUCGCCAUGAACGGAUAUCUCGCAGCCAUUGCCCUAUUCCUUGUUCUACCCGAAGAGAGUCUUCAAGGAUGGGGCAAAAACACCGAGACAACAAUACCUCCACCAGCUGCACCUACUACAACUCGGAUUCCCCCGGACUGUAGCAAAUUCACAACAUCCAGAGCACUAUACCUUGAUGGCUCCUGUGGACGCUCUAACCUGUCAAGAGCGUCUACGUCCACAAGCUGGUUCAGGUGGUUCCUGGAGGUCUUCGGAUUGCAAUGGCUGAAUGCCGAGCCAGAGGGGAGACAAGGAGGAUUGAUCAUUGGAGGGACCCCGGCCACCAUCGCGGAAGCGCCUUGGCUGGCCCACGUUGAAUCGGUUCAUUCUGGAAAACUAUAUUAUUGUACGGGCUCUAUCAUCGACGAUAGUCAUGUCCUGACUGCUGCUCACUGCGUGGAGAAGGGGGGCAUAUGGGCAAGUUCUGUGGCGGUGACGGAAACUCGGACUACACAAGCGCAACAAGAUUCAAUGCUUCGUUCUGGCGCCCCCAUCCUUCUUUUAGUGAGUCCUGUAACAACCUAUGCAACCACCGUCUCGAUAAAAGGCAAGAUUUGUGUUUCUGCAAUGUCUUCGGGGAGACCUCUUGCUGAUGAAUCGGCCCUCACUCUCGGCAACGACAUUGCAGUGAUAAGGCUUCGCCAGUCCCUGCGCUUCUCACCCACCGUUCAGCCGAUCUGCAUCCCGCGGUCCGACAUCGUGUACGAUGCCCAAGCAUGCACCACGAAAAUGUUCGGAUGGGGUUACACUUCCCAGAAUCCCAUCGUUCGUUCCAACAUCUUGCAGAAACUGGACGCGAAAGUCUUUCCCAAGGAAAAUUGUCGUGUUGACUACAACAAAGGGCUCAUCUGCGCCAAGGGUGUCUCCACGGGGACUGGAGGCUGCUUUACUCAAGUGCGUGUAAAGUUCGAAUGGAGUUGCAAAACAUUUGCUCGAAGUAAGGACAAGUCUUCCUUGCAGGGAGACAGUGGAGGGCCUCUGGUUGUAUACAAGGACGGAAUAGCCUACGUCAUCGGCGUGUACGCAAUAGUAUGGGAACCUUGUGGGACCUAUCAUGAUGCAUUCACACAUGUGUCGGACUUCACCAGCUUCAUCUCGAAUGAAAUCAGGAAUGGAUGA